Messenger RNA from Puccinia triticina, 153 nucleotides. RefSeq lists its product as uncharacterized. Bases 1 to 153 code for a protein of 50 amino acids. NCBI's taxonomy places the organism in Eukaryota, Fungi, Basidiomycota, Pucciniomycetes, Pucciniales, Pucciniaceae. The transcript is spliced from 2 exons. The record is from RefSeq and is a predicted model, not a curated record.
AUGCUGCUCCUCUCGACCAGCAAAUCUGGGGCUCACAUGAUAGGUGUCAGGAUCAAAGCACUCAAUCUGAUUCUCAGCUUUGGAGCUGGCCACCUGAUGAUCAUCUUUGGCCAUGGCACAGCUGAUGCUCAGCCUUGGCUGUGGCUCAGCUGA